AUGUCAACUUCUGACCAUCCAGAAGCAGAUGGUCAGACGGAACUCGCUAACCGCGUCCUUGAAGAGAUACUUCGAGGGUAUGUCCACUCGUUUACGAGUUGGGGUGAGUUCUUGCCUCUGGCGGAAUUCGCCAUCAACAACUCGGUGCACGCGUCUUCAACGCAUGCACCGUUCUUUGUGAAUGGCCGAGGCCAUCCAAUUUAUCCGCCUUCUUAG
Molecule: messenger RNA, 216 nt
Organism: Peronospora matthiolae
Lineage: Eukaryota; Oomycota; Peronosporomycetes; Peronosporales; Peronosporaceae
Source: the annotation of a GenBank genome assembly